Glarea lozoyensis ATCC 20868 is the source of this 2172-nucleotide messenger RNA. RefSeq names its product P-loop containing nucleoside triphosphate hydrolase. Lineage: Eukaryota; Fungi; Ascomycota; Leotiomycetes; Helotiales; Helotiaceae. Bases 1 to 2172 code for a protein of 723 amino acids. Gene Ontology annotation, molecular function: ATP binding; ATP hydrolysis activity. The record is from RefSeq and is a predicted model, not a curated record. The transcript has 5 exons.
AUGGCAACCAACGUCGAGGAAGCCGAAACCACGAUUCUGUGUACCAGUAAACAAACUCGGUUCGACAUUAAAAACCCCGUAUACCAAGAGCUCGAUAUCGAAGGAUUGAAUAUUACCGUGACAUCUGGUCCUAGCAAGUCGGCUGUAAAGCCGAAAGGAAAGGCUAGAGCUGAUGGACUGGAACUUCUUUCGAACGCGACGCUGAAACUGAAAGCUGGUGUUCAUUACGCACUAAUUGGGAGAAACGGUACUGGGAAAUCGACGAUCUUGAAAGCGGUGGCACAGAAACUGAUCCCCGGUAUUCCAAUACCAACACGGAUCUCAAUCCUCCAACAGACUGAUGCAGACAAAGCUGCUGCUGGCGAUGGAUCUGUGAGCAGUAUUGCGACUUCCACAGCAAAAUUAUCGGUACUUGAGCAAGUAAUUGACAAUGCAACUUCAAGGAACGAGAUUCAAAGAGAAAUUGAUGUUCUAUCUGCAGCGAUUGAGGGGCAAACCUCGACUUUAGCAGCACUGCGUGCCUUUAGACAGUUGCACCAUGAUCGGAUGAAGAGAGAGCUCUUUAUCUUAGACAAAGAUGCACGUUUAAGAAGUGGGACGAGAGGCAUGGCAGCCCGUAAAGCACUUACAGCGUUCGAAAAGAAAAUUGCAGAGUCUGCAGAAAGGCUAGCAGAGAAAGAUGAAGAUCUAACUGAGGAAGUAAUACAAGAAGAAACUCAAGCUGCGAGUGACCUUCUUGUCGAACUGCAAUCACAAGUGGAACCCGCAAGGAUUGCAGAUAUCGAAACGAGAGCUAGGAAUAUUCUUACAGGUCUCGGAUUCCCCAAAGCCAAUUUCGACAAACACGUUUCGACACUCUCAGGUGGAUGGCGCAUGCGAACGAAUCUCGCAAGUGUAUUGCUCCAGCCAGCUGAUAUACUAAUUCUCGACGAGCCAACUAACUUUCUUGAUCUGCUUGGUAUCAUAUGGCUGGAAAAGUAUCUCAUUCAACUUAGGGAUUCUGCUUCAAAUCCGCCAACUGUAGUUUUGGUAUCCCACGAUCGAGAUUUCGUCAAUGCAGUAUGUCAGGAACUCAUCAUACUCCGUGAUCAGGAACUGGCUUAUUUUCGUGGCGACCUCCUUCAAUAUGACAAAUCCAUCAAAGAUAAACAGCUCUAUCUAGGACGUAUGAAAGACGCCCAGGAAAAACAGAAGUCACACAUGCAAAACACCAUCCAACAAAACAUCAAGCAGGGAAAAGCAGCAGGUGAUGACAACAAACUUCGACAAGCCAAAUCUCGCCAAAAGAAACUCGACAAUCGAAUGGGAAUGGAGAAAAGUGCUAAUGGAGGGCGAUUCAAACUAAACCGCGAUCUCACAGGCUUUCAUACUACCGCAAGAGCAGAGAUCGAGAUUCCACAAGACGAGAAAGGCGUCUCCAUCACCCUCCCACAAGCACCUGACCUCCGCUUUCCAGGCCCCUUGAUCUCCCUCGAAAAAGUAACAUUCAAAUAUCCCUCCCCCAAAAAGACCACGCCUCCAGCCCCAGCAAUCCUCACCGACAUCGACCUCACCAUUCACACGGGCGACCGAAUCGGUCUCAUAGGCCUAAACGGCAGUGGGAAAUCAACCCUCAUCAAACUCCUAACAGAUACGACGAAACCCACCAAAGGGACUGUGACACGCCAUCCGCGGCUACGAAUGGGCUAUUACUCACAACACGCCGUCGAAGAACUCCAACUCCUCGGCAUGGCCGAGCACGAACUCACUGCGCUCGCUUUACUCACACAGGACAUCAACGAUUCCACCGACGGCGAGGAUAAACUCGACGAAGGCGAGAUCCGCGGCUUACUCGGCGCUCUUGGACUGCCUGGCCGCACCGCCAGUGACGUUCCACUGCGGAAACUGAGCGGUGGACAGCUAGUCCGUCUUGCGCUUGCGAGACUGCUGUGGAAAACUCCGCAGUUGCUUGUGCUGGAUGAGAUUACGACGCAUCUUGAUUUUUAUACUGUGACUGCGUUGGCAGAGGCGUUGAGUACGUGGAAUGGGGCCGUGGUGGUGGUUAGUCAUGAUCGGUUUUUGGUGAGGAGGGUGGUGGAGGGGGUUAGGGGGGAGGAGGAGAGUGAAGAUGGGGAGGAGGAGGAGGAGGAGGGGAGGAGGAGGGUUGUGUAUUUGUUGAAGGGUGGGGGGUGA